Molecule: messenger RNA, 4111 nt
Organism: Schistosoma haematobium
Lineage: Eukaryota; Metazoa; Platyhelminthes; Trematoda; Strigeidida; Schistosomatidae
Gene: DYRK2
Product: Dual specificity tyrosine-phosphorylation-regulated kinase 2
Exons: 4
Coding region: 81-3203 (1040 amino acids)
Biological process (GO): peptidyl-threonine phosphorylation; peptidyl-serine phosphorylation
Cellular component (GO): nucleus
Molecular function (GO): protein serine/threonine/tyrosine kinase activity; ATP binding; protein serine/threonine kinase activity
Source: RefSeq, a predicted model, not a curated record
CAGCUAACAACCUUGACAACUUUGCUUAGUUUGAAUACACUUCGAAAUGAUUAUUGUUUUCUGAAUUUUUAAGUGUCGUUAUGCAUACUGUAGAGUCAAUAAUCGUUUCUCCGAGAUACACAAAAGACAUUUCAAACGAAAGUGAACUGUAUUUCAAUUCUAAUUGUCAGAGGAAUAAGUAUCCAGCUAUCUCUAAAUGUCGUGAUCAAUAUUACGCAGAUAGAGUUAGUUAUAUUUCCUAUUCCCCUCAUCAGCGUAACAACAGGAACUUGAGUCGCACGAAUGUAACUUCAGUCAGUCGACGCAACACACAAGUAUAUGACGACUCAUCUUUAUUAUGUAAUCCACGUAGUUUCGUUAACUCUGACUUAUCUUUUUCUUGUAAUCAUCCACAAAGAGGAAAUUCAUUCAACUGUUCUCAAAAUUAUGGAGGUUACCCACUGUCUGGAAGGCCAAGAAUAUCUAACCAAACUUCAAAAAGUUAUUUAAGUCCCUCCAUUUUAAAUUUGAGCAGUGGAACCUGUAACAGGUCACUUCGCGAUUUGCGCAAAUCUCCGGAAAGACGUGUUAGUACCAGUAGAUAUCCUUAUUUCACGAAUAAAUCACCGAAAGCGAGAAAUGACUUCAAGCCGUUUACGUACUUGAAAAACAUCGAAAGAGAUCAUGAUAUUCAAAGACAGUACUUAUUUGGAAGUGUAAAACCUCGUGACUGUGGAAUCGAAUACGAUCUUUUAUCAUCACAGCCCUUGGAAAUGAAUCAAUACACCCUUCCUUCAGAAUCGACUAAGGGAGGAAGUUUAAUGCUAGAGAAUAAAAAGGAAUUCAGUCUGAAUACAUUCAAUCCAACUGAUCAUGAUUCUUCCUCUGUUAUUCAUGUCAGACCUCAUCGUAUGCGAAAAACUAUUGACAUAAAACAGAAUGACAAAACUCUUGACGAUCCUUCACAUAAGCGUCUGUCGAAAUGUCUCCAGUCAAAACCUAGGACAUCUUAUGAUGGUUCUUGUUGUAUGUCAGGUACUCUUGCCGUCACUUUGUAUGGAUCGAAACUCACCGAAUACGAACGUAAUGAAAUUCAAGAUUAUGCUGAGGUAUAUUUCCUAGGGCUUAAUGCCCCCAAAAGACAUCCACUUGGAAACUCCAUCAGUGAUGCGUCAUACAAGAGAAGUAGCAUUAUUUCGAUUAGUAAUAUGACUGGGUUCGACGAUGCACAAAGCAGUUAUAUUCUCGUCCCUAAUGAUCAUUUAGCUUAUCGAUAUGAAGUUCUCAAACCCCUGGGCAAAGGAAGCUUUGGUCAUGUUGUCCACGCAGUUGAUCAUUGUACAAAGAAGCAAGUUGCAAUAAAAAUUGUCAAGAGUGAAGCUAGAUUUACUAGACAAGCUGUUGAGGAGAUUCGCAUUCUCAAAGCCCUCAACGGGCAACAAAAUGAUGGAGAAUUUAAUGUUGUACACUUAGUGGAUCACUUCAUAUUUCGAGGUCAUGUGUGCAUGGUGUUUGAAUUACUUUACAUAAAUUUAUAUGAACUCAUCUGCCGUAACAAUUUUAAAGGAUUUUCUCAGUCUUUAGUGAGAAAGCUUACUUAUGGUAUACUAUGUUGUCUUGAACUUCUAUAUAGGAAUAAAGUGAUUCAUUGUGAUUUGAAACCGGAAAACAUUUUAUUACGACGUCCAGGAAAAAGCAAAAUCAAAGUAAUCGAUUUUGGAUCAAGUUGUUAUAUUAAUGAAUGUCCAUAUAACUACAUACAGUCACGCUUUUAUCGUGCACCUGAAAUCAUUCUUGGCUUACCAUAUGGUACUCCGAUUGAUAUGUGGAGCUUAGGAUGCAUUCUAGCUGAAUUUAUAACUGGAGAACCAUUGUUUCCAGGUGAAGAUGCGUUCGACCAAUUAGCUUGUAUUAUGGAAAUCUUGGGGAUACCGCCGAUGCAAAUGAUUAAGAAAGGCAGUCAAAGUCAUCAUUAUUUCAAUAGUAAUGGUCAACCUUUAUAUAUGAUUGAACAACAAAAACACACCUAUGGAAAUGAACAGUCAGAUAAUACAAAAGAAGCUUUAACCAAUCUUAACAAAUCUUUAAAUUCUUCAUCAACUAAACAUAAACGUUCUGGUAGUAGUAAAAGUCAAAAGUUAAGAAAAUCACCUGGCUCUAUGACUUUAGUUGAUGCCUUGACUAGUUCGAAAAACUCUUCCGUUUGCCUACCAUCAAGCGAUAAAUCAAAUAUUGGACAUAAAAUUCCACAACCAUUUGACCCAGAUAUGGUAGAUUUUCUAGAACGUUGUUUAAAAUGGAGUCCAGAUGAAAGAAUGAAUCCAAUUGAAGCAUUGGAUCAUCCAUGGAUUAAAAAAAUGUCAUCACAGAGUUUUGGAAGAACAGAUAGUUUUCUAACAACUUGUAAUUCAAAUGGUAAUACAGAUUCCAAUUAUUUAUACAGUAAUGAUAAUAUAUUUACUAAUGGAACAACUAAACACGUAUCUGAUACAGAAUUCGUUGCCAGUAUUUUAGGCGUACGUACACGAAAACGUGAUCCCAAUUUACUGCACGUUUCCAGAAAGUCAGAAGCUCACAGUAUAAUACCUGACGAUACCAUGAGUCUGAAUGAAUCCUAUCGUCGGUAUUCCUACGACCAGAAUAACAGCAGACUAUCUAAUUUGUUUGAAAGAUCAGUAACAUGCACUUCUAAUCCCAAAUCUCGCAAAGAAAUGUCUUCAGAUGUAUCAAGUCACCAUACCUCAGAAAGUUACCACAACACAAAACAAUAUCGAAGUUUUUUAAAUAACGGUCAGAGUGAUGUUAGUAACAACAUUAAUGUGGACAAUCGCAAUCAUAGUGUUUCUCCUCAAGAUGACAAUCAAAAUCGCCGAAGUCGUAAUCGCCAUCGUAGUCGUCGUCAAGGUAUUAACACUCAUUCUGAUCAUAUACAAGAAGAAGAAGACAAUCGCAGUCAUUCAGACUCAGAUCAGGUAUUAGAAGAAGAACAUGAUUAUACCACCAGUGGAGAAACGCCCUUGCUAAACAUCUCAAGUAUUUACCAAACAACCAAAGAAGAGAACGAUCGUAUUGAAGUAAGCGUUUGUGACAUUGAACAAAGCAGCAGGAAUUCAGGCUACUAUGACAAUGCUAGUAAUCUUAAUGGUAAUUCGAAGACAACAGUGUGUAAUGAAGAAAAGUUUAUACUUGUCCCAAAUUUGAUCACGGGUGAACAUGACAUAUAGUCUACAUAUUUUCUAGUAUUUGUUUUAUCUUUUGUGUAUUUACAAAAUCGAAAACGAGAUCGAUAAAAAAGAGAUUCGGAGAGCUAACUCUUGUUCUCAUUACAUGAAACAUACUACAACUGUUUUUACAACCUACUCAUGACUAACUACAACAUACAAUUGAUUUCAACUUAUUUUUUAAUUUAACUGGAAGAAUAUCAUCAAUUUUCGUAACUGUUUUAUCCAUAAACCUCCCUCAGACUUGUAUUAUCCCCACUACCUACUUCCUAUAAUAAAAUAUACAUACCAACAACAUGCUACCUGCAAUGUGGAAUGAACAAUCUACUUUGUUAAUUUACGAUUAAACAUUCUUUCUUUAAUCUUCCUUACAGACUGAUUCAACUUAUCCAUAUCAAGUCUUUCUUGGUUAUGUACAAUUAAGUACUAGGCUAAAAAUAACUUAGAAAAUAAAAGCUACCUUUUAAUGUUCUACUUUUUUAGAAAAUAUAAAAAUUCAUAGACAUUUACCCACAAGUUAAAGCUGAACAAGUAAUGAGUACAUCACUGCAUUCCGAUUACCCGCACAAUUUAUGGCUAUUAUUAAUGAAGAUAUAUUGUGUGACUGGGUAAAGUUUUCAAACGGCAGCACAACUGAUCAGUGAAUAAAUUUAUUUUAUUACUAGUAACAUGAUACACUUAAAUGGUGAAACUAAUCAAAAAAAUAACCAUUAAUAAAAGCCGUUUCAAACAUUUUUAAAAAAAAAUCAUUCAAAUGAUAGCGCAGUUUAAAACUUCAACUACGUAACAUAAAAUAAUAUGACUUAAGUUUAGCAGUUGGUUAGUAAACUUAUAAGAAAUCGCUAAACUAUCCUUUUCGGUCUACAUUGUUUGCGUGACUAAAUUUAUGACUUUUUGUAGAAAUAUCCUUU